CUCGUCGUCAGUCAAGAUGACCGAAGUCACGUCCCAAGACGAUACUACGAUGACCGAAGACAACUCCGGAACUCGACCUGUGUUCGACACAACCUCUAAACCUAGUCGGCAAGAUCCAAAGGACGUUAUCGUGGGGAUUCACACUACCCCACAAGCAAAGGUCGUGGCGAACGACCUCAUCAUAAGGACGAUUUUUGGCUUUCUGGAGAAACGCUCCGAUUUGCUGAGCGCUAUGCUUCUUUGCAAGUCGCUCUCGUACAUCCCGGCCCGUUUGAUGUACAAGACGUGUUCCGAGGACGAUCUAGCUCGAGUGUGGACGCGAGGGUGCAGUCCGGUGAGUUGUCUGCCGAGUUUUGCAAGUGGGAUGUGCACUAAUAGGACGUACUUGACCUCAACAGGACCGCUUUACGGUCUGGCAAAAAUUAGUCUUCCGUCGGAGACCGCUGAAGGAAUGACUUCGAUCAAGCUUGAGGAGGCCUAUCUUCACGACGGCCGUCAAAUACUCAUUCAAGGCGAGAGGUCGCUUGACGGACUCGAUCUUACUACUCGCAUAUUCGAGGUUCAGACGGGCGAUGAGGUUGCUUGGGAAGGAAUCCGCAGCAUCGAAAUAGAUCGAGCGCGACCGAAAACCUCUUUCGCACGGACUCUCAAGGCCUUGAUUAUGUCCGCGAUAGAGGCCGACAGCGACCGCUCUUCGCUUGCAAGACUACAACGGUUGUCGUUGCUCUCCAUCGUCCUCGGUAUCACCGAUCUGGAGAAGAUCUUCGCCAGGUGCCCUUAUCUGACGAUGUUGGGUUGUACAUUGGAGCCUACAGAAGCCACCAAGCGUAGUACAUACUUAGACAGGCUGGACGACCUGAUGGAGGGUCCAGGAGCCAACAUACGAGAGCUGGACGUUUACUGUCAUCCAUGGACAGUAAUGGACUACCUAUCUGUUCUCUCGGGGCGGCCAUCAGUCAUCCACCUAACAGGCUACGAAGAGGAUUUCCAUCUGACGGACUGGACCUUUGAAAGAGUUGAACCCUUCAUACCGGGAGACAGCGGUUGUCAGACACAAGCAUUUAUUCUCAGCUUGCAAUUCGAAGAUACCUGGGACGUGAAUUCGCCAGACCCUUACACGUUCGCGAAAUCUCUUCGGAUGUGCCUCCCGCCUGGCUGCGCUAUCAAAAUCGACAUAUUCGAUAAUGACCCAUCUGAAGUUCAGGUCACCUGGGUUCGAAUAGUCCGCUCGAUCUUGGUGGCGCUUGAGAGGGAGGACAUGCACUCUCGGAAGCGAGGCUGGACCUUGGUUGGAGGAAUGGAUGGAUCCGACCUAUCCAGGUGAUUCGCAAACCUCUACCGAAAGAGCGCCACCACCGCCUUGCCAAGAAAACCAGAAUCGCGAUUGAUUGCGGUCGCUCGACCGUGCUCAUACGAACGAGGGAAGCGUGCUUCCCAGUACUACGUUAACAUUACGACUUUCAUCUUCUUAUAACGAUCUCUUUACGCAAUUUCUUACUCGUCUCGUAUACUACUCUGACAUCCAACUGUAAUCGAUCAAUACCUUACUCUUCCGAUCCUACCAUACCGAGAUUUCGUUGACUACGCUGCUUCGGCUUGUUU
Messenger RNA from Filobasidium floriforme, 1602 nucleotides. RefSeq lists its product as uncharacterized. NCBI's taxonomy places the organism in Eukaryota, Fungi, Basidiomycota, Tremellomycetes, Filobasidiales, Filobasidiaceae. The coding region runs from base 17 to 1324 and encodes 435 amino acids. The record is from RefSeq and is a predicted model, not a curated record. The transcript is spliced from 4 exons.